Molecule: messenger RNA, 4367 nt
Organism: Phragmites australis (common reed)
Lineage: Eukaryota; Viridiplantae; Streptophyta; Magnoliopsida; Poales; Poaceae
Product: mediator of RNA polymerase II transcription subunit 33A-like
Exons: 12
Coding region: 153-4196 (1347 amino acids)
Biological process (GO): regulation of phenylpropanoid metabolic process
Cellular component (GO): mediator complex
Source: RefSeq, a predicted model, not a curated record
CAGCCCCCCGCCCCCACCCUCACCCCCACCCCCACCCCGGCCCUCCCCACGACGCUCCGCGACGGCGAGCGCGGCGGGACGGGCACCCGACGCCGCCACUGCCACUUGACGCGUCGACCGCAGGCGUCGGAGGGCGGGGUCCACAGGACAGCAUGGAGAUGGAGAUGGCGACGGCGCCGUCCUCCUCGGCGUGGGUGAAGUGGGCCGCGGAGUACACCAAGGCGGCGCAGGCUCAGGCUCGACCGCCGCCGGAAUGGGCGGCGCGGGUGGCGGCGGCGUCAGAGGCGGGGGAGAGCGGGGACGUGCCGUGGUCCGCGGGGCUCGCGGAGGUGCUGGCGCGGGCGCUGCUCUCCGGGGACGGCGGCGCUCCCGCGGCCGCCGCGUGGAAGUACGCCGAUGCCGCCCUCUCCGCGCGACUCGCGUCCCCAGCGCUCCUCAUCGUGCUUCUCUCCACCAGGGUCAUUCCUCAUCGGUUUUCCAGGCCGACGGCAUAUAGACUCUACUUGGAGCUAUUGAGGAGACAUGGAUUCAACUUCCGUUAUCAGAUGAAAGCUUCAAAUUUCACAAAGAUCAUGGAUUUAAUAGACGAGAACCUUGGUCUCUCAAAGAUAUUUGGCUUUUCAAAGUGUCAACCAGGGGUCUUUGUUGUCCAUUUUGUCCUCUGUAUUUUAUGGCAGUUGGUUGAUGCUGUUUUGGAUGAUGAGGGCCUGUUAGCUUUAACUCCAGAGAAGAAAGCUCAAUGGCCGACCAGGCCUGAAGAUGUGAGCACAUUUGAAGGAAGUGUUACUGAACAAAGAACUGAGAAGAUUGAGAAGUUACAGAAGAUGAACAGUGUGAUAACUAUAGAGCUCAUUGAGCAUCUUCUUCGCGAUAAAGUAAUUACUCGUAUCCUAUCAUUGGCACGCGAAAACAUGCAAUCUCAUUGGGGGGCAUUUACUAACCGGUUGCAUUUGCUUGUGACAAACUCAUCUACCUUACAAAAUUCAGUGAUAUCCUUGGAACCAUUUCAGCAGUUGAUUCUAGGAGAUUGCAAUGUAUAUGGAGAAUCUAAACAUAAUAUGCGUAAAAGAUUCCACCCAAUAGUGGCUUCUAACCCUCAUUCUUCUCCAAUUGGACGAUGCCUUGGUGCUAGCUAUUCUGCACUAUGGAUUCCUAUCGAUAUGUAUCUUGAGGAUUGCCUCGAUGGUUCAAUCGCUGCAACAAAUUCCAUUGAGAUUUUAAGUGGUUUGGUCAAGGCUCUUCAAGCAGUCAACAGAUCCACUUGGCAUGAUGCUUUCUUGGCCCUUUGGGUAGCAUCACUUCGCCUUGUACAAAGAGAAAGAGAACCGAUCGAAGGUCCUGUACCUCACCUAGACACACGACUAUGCAUGUUGUUGUCUAUCACAACACUUGCAGUUGCUGACAUAGUUGAGGAAGCAGAUUCACUUUGCAAUGAAACAGAACUCAACAGUCAUGUGAAAGAAAAGAAAGCAAUUGGUAAUCUGCGUAAGGAAUUGAUGUUAAGCUUACAGACACUUGGUGAUUAUGAAAGUUUGCUUGUUCCUCCUCCAUUUAUCAUCCCAGCAGCUAAUCAGGCUGCUACCAAAGCUGCAAUGUUUAUUUCGGGAAUCAACAUUAGCAAUGGCUACAUGGAAAAUGUCAACGGGAGGAAUUAUUCUGGAAAUAUGCAACAUUUGAUUGUGGAGUCAUGCAUCUCAAGGAAUUUGUUGGACACAUCAGCUUACUAUUGGCCUGGUUAUAUUAAUGGCCAUGCCGACUCCAUAUCUCAUACACUCCCUAGCCAACUUGCUGGGUGGUCAUCUUUCAUGAAUGGUGCACCAUUGACUCAGUCGUUGGUUAAUAUGUUGGUAUCAACUCCCGCUUCAAGUAUAUUAGUUACUUCUGGUAAUAAAUCACUGAAUGAAGCUCAUAAACUUGAUGGAAGCUUGGCAGAGCUCAAGAAGUUAUUUGAAGUUGCAGUUAAUGGGUCAGAUGAAGACAAGGUUUCUGCUGCCACUGUUCUAUGUGGAGCCACUCUUUUACGUGGUUGGAAUUUUCAGGAGCAUACAGUUCGGUUAGUUGUCAAACUGCUCUCACCCUCUGAUCCAGUCGAUUGUUCUGGAAGAGAGAGCCAAUUGAUAAAGCUUGCUCCAAUGCUCAAUGUUAUUCUCACUGGAAUAUCGCCUGUAGACUACGCUCCAAUCUUCUCAUUCCAUGGUCUGAUUCCAGAGCUGGCUGCUGCUCUUAUGGCAAUAUGCGAAGUUUUUGGGUGUCUUUCGCCAAGUGUUUCCUGGACUCUGAGAACAGGAGAGGAAUUAUCAGCUCACACAGUCUUCUCAAAUGCAUUCAUUCUUCUGUUGAGACUGUGGAAGUUUAACCAUCCACCGCUUGAGUACUGCAUAAUGGGAGAUGGUGCUCCAGUUGGCUCACAGCUAACCCCUGAAUAUCUUCUGCUAUUGCGGAAUUCCCAGGUUCUAUCUCCCAGCAGUUCGGCAAAACAUAGAAAUGGACAAAAGCAAUUACAAGUUACUUCAAACCCAUCAUCUGAGCAUCCUAUUUUUAUGGAUUCAUUUCCGAAGUUGAAGUUAUGGUAUCGACAACACCAAGCUUGUCUGGCUUCAACUCUCUCUGGACUUGCUCAUGGGACACCUGUACAUAACAAUGUAGACAGCCUUCUGAACCUGAUGUUUGUAAAGGCCAGUAAAGGAGGCACAUCUAUAGGUUCUUUAUCUGGAAGUAGCAGCAUAAGUAACUCAUCCGGUCCUGGUGCUGAUGAUUUGCAUCUUUGGCCUCAGUUGCCUGCUUGGGAGAUACUUGAAGCUGUUCCAUUUGUGGUUGAUGCUGCUCUUACUGCUUGUGCCCAUGGAAGGCUGUUUCCUCGUGAACUGGCUACAGGUCUCAAGGAUCUGGCUGAUUUCUUGCCUGCAUCUCUCGCUACAAUAGUAAGCUACUUUUCAGCUGAGGUAACGCGGGGUGUUUGGAAACCAGCAUCCAUGAAUGGAACAGAUUGGCCUAGUCCUGCUGCCAACCUAUCCAUGGUCGAAGAGCACAUCAAGAAAAUCGUAGCGGCCACUGGUGUUGAUGUUCCAAGGCUUGUCACAGGAGGAAGUUCUUUGGCUACACUUCCGUUGCCAUUGGCUGCCUUUGUGAGCCUCACAAUCACGUACAAACUUGAUAAGGCAUCAGAGCGAUUCCUUAAUCUUGCUGGUCCAGCUUUAGAGAACCUUGCUGCAAGCUGCCCAUGGCCAAGCAUGGCAAUCGUUGCAGCACUGUGGACCCAGAAGGUGAAGCGAUGGAGUGAUUUCCUAGUGUUUUCAGCUUCACGCACGGUGUUCCACCAUAACAAUGAUGCAGUCGUACAGCUUCUCAGAAGCUGUUUCACUGCUACCCUUGGCAUGACAUCUACAUCAGUAUGCAGUUGUGGAGGUGUUGCGAGCCUUCUGGGCCACGGUUUUGGUUCUCAUUGCUCUGGUGGUCUCUCACCAGUUGCACCAGGAAUCCUCUAUCUCCGGAUAUUUCGGUGCAUUAAGGACUGUUCCAUACUCACUGAAGAUAUACUCUCCCUUCUGAUGCUUUCGGUGAAGGAUAUAGCUGAAACAACCAUGCCCCGACAACGGUCAGACAAACUAAAGAAUAUCAAGUACGGGAUGAGGCAUGGUCAGGUAUCUCUUGCUGCUGCAAUGACGCAAGUGAAGGUGGCGGCGUCACUGGGAGCGACACUGGUUUGGUUAUCCGGCGGAACAGCCCUUGUCCAGUCUCUGAUGCAAGAAAUGCUGCCCUCUUGGUUCCUAUCCGUGCAGAAUCUGGAUCAAGGCGGGGCCAGUGUAGGAAUAGUAUACAAACUGGGCGGCCACGCGCUCGCCUACUUUGCAGUGUACUCCGGGAUGUUCGCCUGGGGCAUCGACCCGACGCCAGUAUCCCGGCGUCGAGAAAGGGUCAUGCGGUCGCACUUCGAGUUCCUGGCGAGCGCACUGGACAGGAAGAUCUCCCUCGGCUGCGACCUGUCCCUGUGGCGCGCCUACGUGUCGGGGUUCGUGGGGCUGGUUGUGGAGUGCACCCCGUGCUGGGCGCAGGAGGUGGACCUGAAGGUGCUGAGGAGACUGAGCAGCGGCCUCCGGCAGUGGAACGAGGACGAGCUCGCUGUCGCUCUCCUCCGCAGGGCCGGACCAGAGGCGAUGGGCACUGCCGCCGAACUGAUCCUGGGCAGCGAGUGGUGAUGCCAACGCCAACGCCAACGCCAACGCCAACGCCAACGCGUUGCCCAUCACUGAUGCCGCCGUUUGUACAUAUGAUCAGAACAUGUGUAUGCGCCAUGGGAUGUGUUGGAUUGAUUUUGUCACUAAAACUGUUCGGCGCUUUGCUCUCGCUAAUACUACCUCUAUUCCAGA